Molecule: messenger RNA, 2960 nt
Organism: Trichoderma harzianum CBS 226.95
Lineage: Eukaryota; Fungi; Ascomycota; Sordariomycetes; Hypocreales; Hypocreaceae
Exons: 3
Coding region: 48-2591 (847 amino acids)
Biological process (GO): proteasome-mediated ubiquitin-dependent protein catabolic process; protein linear polyubiquitination
Cellular component (GO): ubiquitin ligase complex
Molecular function (GO): ubiquitin binding; ubiquitin-protein transferase activity; zinc ion binding
Source: RefSeq, a predicted model, not a curated record
CUACUUGUUACUUCCAAGUCCCUGGACAAGUAGCGCUCUUGAUUAUGAUGCGUGCCAACACAAACCGUCUCGCCUCAUCGAUGGGAGGAGGGUACCACGCCUCCGCUCAGGAUUGGCGAGCAACCACGCCCUGUCGAUUUUUUCAGAGGGGGUCGUGUACCAAGGGAGCAUCAUGUCCCUUUUCGCAUAAUUUAUUGAGUCGGUCUGUUGUGACAUCUCAAGAACGAGGCGAACAACUCGAAAAAGCAAGGGCAACCAACCCCCCCGCCGAGAGCCCUAGAAGUGCAAAGCCUAUUUGCAGAUUCUUCAAAACAGGGAGCUGUAUAUAUGGAGAAAAGUGUCAGUUUCGUCAUGCUGAGGAAGAGUUGACGGUUCAAGCCGGGACCAAUGAUGCGUUCGAGGACGAACCAAAGAAGGACGACGACUUCACGAGAACGAUUGCGGGUGCCUUCGUCCAGUUCGAAGCAGGUGCCCGCGUAUCCAAGAUUCGUCUGCCCAGCGACUUCUCUGCUGUCCGCAUCAGUGGAUUGCCGCUGAACACCCCAGCUAUAUCACUUCGGGAUAUGCUUGCUGACAUGGGGUUGCAUGUCAGCGUCGCCGAUGUCCAUAUGUUGCAGAUGGAAGGCAGUUGUGGCGCAUCCGUGAGAUCGGACGAUGCAUUCUUUUCCAAGAAACUCUGCGCCAUUGUUCAACCUGGCUAUAUAUGGCAGGGCGUUAAAAUAUAUGCAACGCCCGUCGCUGCGCCCAUGCCCUCUAGCCACAAUGCUCGGCGUGUAGAUUGCAAGAAGGUCCAUAUAUCCUGGCACAAGGCAGUCAGGAAUGUCUGGCUAAACUUUGGCAGCGGAGAUGUUGCUCGGAGAGUGAGCGACAUGUUCUCAAAGGGAGUCUAUCGAAUUCUGAAUCAGAAAGUCACCGCGGGGGAAGCUACUGAAGCUAAACCAGCUUUUCAUCCGUGGUCGUCGUCUAAAAACAGUGUAGCAUGGACCGUUAUGCUGACCGAAGUCCCAGCGAGUGCAGAGAGGAGCGACAUCUUGGAGGCCAUUACACAAGAACGGAACAGGCCGCGUCAUAUAGAAGUAGGCCUUCCAUCGUACUCAGCGGAUUCUGAGCAGGCCACCACAUUGAUACGCUCGCUUCUGACGAAUGUCGGACCUUUGGAGUAUUUCGAAGUCACACUCGAGACGAACGCUCGGCGAGUCAAAGCAACUGCGCGCUUCUUGGACGAGGCCGAUGCUCGGAGAGCUGCUGAAGAGCUUGACAAAAAGGAGCUCCCUUUCCAUCCUAAAGCGCGAUUGACGGUCCAGAUGGUGUACUCGGCCAAGUUCAAAACUGGCACCAAUAUUUACGACGCUGUUUGUCCCAGAAUCCUGCCCCAGCAGAAAAUUUGGAGAAGCAAGAACAUUGCCUUUAGAGCAUACAACAGCACAGAUCCCCUACAGAGGUUCAGGCUUUUGAAGAUUGAGGGCGAGUCGGCAGUUGACAUCGUUGCGGCCAAGGCUGACCUCGAAUCCAUUCUUGCUGGAGUCGUCAUGAGGGAGAAUGACACCGUCCUUUGGGAUCCUUCUCUCAAGGCGAAUGGCAAACUUUAUCAAGCAAUAAAGAAGCUAGAGAAAGAAUGUUCCAUAGUUAUUCUUCGGGAUAAAGGCAAAUCCGAGCUGCGUGUUUUCGGAGCUCAGGAAUGUUGCGAAGAAGCACAGCUUCGGUUGGCUGAAUUGAUACGCCUCGAGUCGCUCUCGACGUCCACCCGAGCAAUUGAGCUUCAACCUCACCAGUUCUUCUGGGCCUGCCAUGGUGGUUUUAGAAAGAUUGCUGCGCGGCUUGGUCCAGAAAAGGCAUCAUUUGAUAUCAUCUCUACGCCCAAGAAGAUUGUAAUCUCUGGGCCGCUGGAAGACUAUGACGUUGCCUUGGCGAUUAUGGAAGGCAGAGAUCAAGUCGCAGAACCAGAAGAGCAACCAAAGCCCGACGAUGCCACACAAGAUUGUUCUGUUUGUUGGACAGACGCCGAGAAUCCCAUCAAGACAGGCUGUGGCCAUGUCUACUGUCUAGAAUGUUUCGAAAGAAGCUGCAAGGUGGGGGACGUGACGACCGCGGCCUUUGUUGUUUCUUGCCACGGUAACCAAGGGAAUUGUAAGAGCAUCAUAGGAGUGGAGGAUCUUCAGGAGCAUCUCUCCUCAGCCGCGCUCGAAGAAGUGCUUGAGCGAUCCUUUUCAUCCCAUAUCAAGCGCAACCCUAACAAGUUCCGCUACUGUCCCACUCCAGAUUGCGGCUACAUAUACAGAGCCACAUCUGAGUCGAGGAUCCAGAACUGCUCCAACUGUCUCAGGCCGAGUUGUUCCGCUUGCCACGAGUCGCACGUCGGCAUGUCGUGCGCAGAACACCGUUACCUGAUCUCAAAAGACUAUCAGGAGUUCAGGAAUCUCAAGGAAGAUCUAGGAAUAAAAGACUGCCCAAGCUGCAAAACUCCAUUGGAAAAGAUCUCGGGCUGCAAUCAUAUGACGUGCACGGUCUGCAACUGUCACAUUUGCUGGGUUUGUUUGAAGACUUUUUCAAGUGGCGAUCAAGUCUAUGAUCACAUGGAAACGUUGCAUUGAGGUCUUUACGACCCGGAGGAGGCUCAUAUAUAACAAUGGUAUGCGGUAAUCCCAGACCAAGGGGGGGGAGAAUGAUGGGAUGAAGAAGGCAAGAGGACAAUGCCUGACGGACUGUGUGAGAAUUUCAGCGCUAUCCAAGAAAAGACGUUUCUGGAGGUUUAGCAUACUAAUUAGCCAAAAGAUCUUGAAUCGACCUUUUUCAGCUGCGAUCUGGCAUUCUGCAAUGGUUCUUGAAAGGUAUGAGCGAGUAGAGAGCAGGAUAUGGAAGCAAAAGAUGCCGUACUGUGCGAUUAAGUCGAAGGUGUAUUCGCACAGUCCCCGCCCCCACUACUGGCUUAACCCAACCUCACUCUUUCCCUUUCAAGAGCC